CCUUUGAUGACCUGAUUCACACUAAAGCACAAUCUAUGUGCGAAUUUUUCCUCUGCACUCAUUCUUUCCUAUUGACUUCUGUCACAUAAAUACUCAGCUAGCUACUCCUUCAAAACAUAACCAAAGAUUUGAUCUUUGAGCCUCUCAAAUGAAGUUUCAACCAUGUCUUCAUAGUUGAAAAACUAAGGGUCAAUUUUAAUUGCUGAUAUCUUCAAACUUCAAGAGAAAAAGGUGAAGAACACAGUCAGUAACUGCCGGUGCAGCAAGAUCAAGAUUCACACCUCCAAAGGACUUUAGCUAUGUACAUGUUGGCUAUGGAAGUUCAGACAAAGAAGUGAGAAUCUUGAUGAUGCUGCACUGGCAAAUACAUGACUAGAAUUUCCGAUUCAGCUCAAAGGAAGCAUGCAGUGGAGAAAUUAAUCAUUGGAUCUUAUAUAUGGGACGAUUUUAAUAAGUGACUGCCCAUUUUGGAACCGUACAAGAUGUGUGUCUCCAAAGAGAAUCAUAGCAUAUCCGAGGCGAUUUCCAUGGACAGGGUUUCGUGAAUUAGCCCCACCACAGUGAAAAAUGACAAAGGGUGUGGUAGCUACUCAACAUCACAGUCACUGUUCCUCUGCUUCUUCUCAUGGAUGAAAAGAGAAAGGCAUCAAAGAAAAACACCCAAGCCUCUUCUUCAUCAAGGUCCUUAUUCUCAAGGAGUUCUUCUACUUCAAAUUCACCUCUCCUUAGAAGCUUGUCCCAGAAGAAUUCUUCUUCGUCUUCUUCUUCUUCCAAAUGCAACAACAAUCUCCCUAGGAGCUUCUCGCAGAAGAACCCUUCCAUCGGUCGGAAAUGCACCAAUAUAGCAAAAGAACAGAAAGCGCGCUUUUACAUUAUGAGAAGGUGCGUGGCCAUGUUAGUUUGCUGGCACAAGCACGGGGAUUCAUGAACUGCAAAAAUGCACAGAUCUUGUACUCGGUUUUUUCUGCCACAAUUUUUUUUUUGUUUCUGAUCCAUGAGAUCCUUUUUUGGCCCUCUUUCAAAUACUAUAGAUUCGAUUGUAAUUACAACUUUAACUGAGGUGAGUUAUAAGAUUUACACAUUGCUGCAAA
Vigna unguiculata (cowpea) is the source of this 1091-nucleotide messenger RNA. RefSeq names its product small polypeptide DEVIL 18-like. Gene Ontology annotation, biological process: negative regulation of cell population proliferation. Lineage: Eukaryota; Viridiplantae; Streptophyta; Magnoliopsida; Fabales; Fabaceae. The record is from RefSeq and is a predicted model, not a curated record.